AUGCCUCGCCAACAAACGAUUUCGCGGGGUCCGAAAGACCGAGAUGCUGCUCCCAAGCCAGCCCAAAAGCGCAAAAAUGGCCGUGCCAUAAACGCCCUCUCAAUCGCCGAAAAACAAAUUCCCAACAAGCUGGGUGUGCGACGAACUCGUCUUGGUUACUACGAUGACGGCUCGAACCCAAAAAGAUACUCAAACCGUGACGAUGACGAAGAUGGUGAUGAAGAGGGGGAUGUACCAGACUACAAACGCCGCAGAUUCAACACCGCCCCCGAUAAUGAAAGUUUGAAUGGUGGCAGUGAUAGCGAGGGUCACGAGUGGAAAUUAGGACAAGUGGACAGUGACGACGACAGUGAGCUAGACAGUGAUGAAGCUCUGGGAGAAAGUGACGAGGAAAGAUUCGAAGGCUUCACAUUCCGCGGAAGCUCGACCACAAAGUCUAAAUCCAAGGCAAAGAAACCUACAAAAAAGCGCGCGGAUGUCAACUCAUCCGAGGAGGGCGAGUCUGACGAGGAUGAUGAUCUUGGUGAAGACGCUGUGGAUCUCUUGACUGCAUGGGAUAUGAACACUGCAGAGGAAGAGGCCGAAGCAAAGAAAGCUGCCACCAAAUCUAAAAGGCCUUCUAUGGGAGAGGACAGUGACGAAGACUCAGGCUCUGAAGGCGACAGCGAAGAAGACGAAAGUGAUGAUGAUCAAUUGUCUUUUACUGACGAGGACGCCGAUGAUCAGGGUGAUGGCCUAUCCAAGCUUCAGGACUUUGUCGAUUCCAUGGACACAGGGCGCCGUACGAAAUCCACCCAAAAGUCGCAAGAACAAGGCAAGCCUUCCGAGUACGGCUUGACCUCAUCUCGAAAGUUAACUGUCGCCGAUCUGUUGCCAUCAAUCACAGACUCUCGUCUCAAGGGCUCUUUGAAGCACGUUGACGCUGCUCCCAAGGAAUCUAAGGCCGGUAUCCCAGGAAAGCUGGAUGCACCAUUAGCGAAGCGCCAACAGGAUAAGCUCGACCGCUCCGCAGCCUAUGAUAAGAGCAAAGAAACCCUGGACCGCUGGAUCGAGACUGUCAAGCAUAAUCGCCGAGCCGAGCAUCUGGUUUUCCCCCUACCUGAUCCGGAUAAUGAGCAGGUCCACCGCAUGGAUUCUGCCAAGCCUGCCAACGACCUGGAAGCUACUAUCCAAAACAUCCUGACAGAAAGUGGCUUGUCUCAAGCAAAUGGCCAGUCCAACGAAGAAGAAGUCCAAGGCUUCGAAGAAAUCCAAGCUCGCACAUUGCCUAUUGAAGAGAUCCAGGCCCGGCGUGCCGAAUUGCGCAAGCGCCGUGACUUGCUUUUUCGUGAGGAAGUCCGUUCUAAGCGUAUCAAGAAGAUCAAGAGUAAGGCCUACCGUCGUGUUCACCGUAAAGAGCGUGAGCGUCUUGAACUGCAAGAAAAACAAGCACUCCUGGAAGCCGGUGUGGACCUGGAUGAAAUGGACCAGGAGAAGAAUGAGCGACUCAGAGCUGAGGCCCGUAUGGGUUCCAAGCACCGAGACAGCAAGUGGGCUAAGAGCUUGAAGGAGACCGGGCGUACUGCCUGGGACGAGGAAGCUCGCAACGGUGCAGCAGACUUGGCUCUCCGCGAGGAGGAGCUGCGCAGGCGAAUCGAAGGAAAGAGUGUCUCGCGCGGAGAUGAUACUUACCUUGAAUCAUCUAGCGAGUCAGAAGGCGACGAGGACCCCUGGGCCUCUGAUGCUUCUGAUGUAGAGAAGCGCAAGGUGCAGAAGAAGCUGCGCGCUCUGGACAAGGAGGCCGAUACUGAACUUCCCAAGGGCCAGCAUUCCAAUCUCUUCUCAAUGAAAUUCAUGCAAAAUGCUGAGGCGGCUCGCAAGGAAGAGAACGACGCGGAGGUCAGACGUCUUAACCGUGAGCUUCACGGCGAAGGCUCAGAGUCUGAAGCUGAAUCGGACGUCGGCCGACGAAAGUUCGGUCAGUCCAAGAAGACCGACGCCAAGCCUCAAACAAAGGCCUUGCCCAAGAACGAGCUCGAGGAGACAGCUGGCUCAGAUGAUGAAGAUCAAGAUGUUGAUAUUGUUGUCGAUCGUCCUGUCAAGCAAAAGCCUGCCACUUCCGCCCCAUCUAAGCCAACUUCCAAGCCUUCAGACAAGAUGUUUACCCAACAACCAAAGGAGACUGCCGUCGAAGAAAACCCUUGGCUGGUUUCAACUGAACGUACCAACCGUCGCCGAACAGGUACAGAUGCCCACGAGGCGAUGGAGAUCACGCUGGACGAUGAAGAGCCAGAAACAUUACAAGCGCAAGUCUCAUCUAAGAAAACCAAGCCAGCCAAAAAAUCUCAGCAAACUUCCGCCAAAAAGGCUUCUUAUUCCGAUGCCCAAAACGACAGCGAUGACGAAGAUAACGUCCCUGUCCUGCUCAAGAACCAUGAUCUUGUUAAGAGGGCAUUCGCUGGCGAUGAAGUUGUCCAAGACUUUGAGCAAGAAAAACUGGACACCAUUGAAGAUGAAGGAGACAAGGUUAUCGACAACACCCUUGAUGGCUGGGGAAGCUGGGCCGGUGAGGGCGUGAGCAAGAAAUCCCAGAAGAACAAGAAGCGCUUCCUGACCAAGGUCGAGGGCGUUAAGCCUGAGCAACGAAAAGAUGCCAAGCUCGAUCGUGUGAUCAUAAAUCAGAAGCGUGUCAAGAAGAACGCCAAGUACAUGGCUAGCACAUUGCCUCACGAGUUUGAAUCCAAGGCCCAAUAUGAGCGGUCACUACGCAUGCCUCUGGGUCCGGAGUGGUCCACGAAGGAAACUUACCAGAGUGGAACCAAACCUCGUGUCAUUGUGAAGAAGGGCAUUAUCAAGCCUAUGGACAAGCCUAUGAUUUGA
Molecule: messenger RNA, 2859 nt
Organism: Penicillium angulare
Lineage: Eukaryota; Fungi; Ascomycota; Eurotiomycetes; Eurotiales; Aspergillaceae
Product: UTP14 family protein
Exons: 2
Coding region: 1-2859 (952 amino acids)
Biological process (GO): rRNA processing
Cellular component (GO): nucleolus; small-subunit processome
Source: RefSeq, a predicted model, not a curated record